AUGUUUAGGCAGCAUCUCUUGAACAGGGCGGACAACGACCCGAUCACUGCUCGAACGGUGAUGAUUUCAAGAAUUCCACAUAGUCUAAGAACUGAGGAAAAACUUAAAGAGUUUGUAGAAAAGUUAGGGUUAGGACCGGUUGAGUCGGCAAGAAUGGUGCGACACGUAGGAAAAUUAGAUAGAAAAAUAUCGAGGCGGGAGAAAGUACUACUGGCGUUGGAAAAGGCACACAUACAGCUAGCGAAAAAUGUCUGCAAUGCCAUUACGAGACGGAGGUUUGGGGUAGGAAGUUGGUUAUUUGGUAGAAAAAAUGAAAAUCUAUCCAUAAUACUUGAGUCGGGUGAAACGAGAGAACAUCAAAGAAUUCAAUCAAUAAUAGAGUGGAUGGGUUCGCGUAAAAGGAAGCGAACAGCUAAUAACGAGAAUUCUUCAUCUUCGGGUCAAACAAAAAAUGCAACGAUAUCUGCAACCAGCACCUUUGUUAAUGAGAAUAUCAUGGAACGUGGGGAUGGAUACGGUCAACAGUUUCUUAUAUGGAAUUCUCUUAGUCAGUUAUCAAAAAAUAUACUUGACAAAUAUCAGCCCGUACAUAGAAUAGGAUUUAUGGGAAGUGGAAAAAUUGUUCGUUCAAUUGAUCAUUAUCUUAAAAAAUUCAAUUAUUUGGACCGUCGUAUUGCUGAAUUAAGAUCCAAGCCAACUAAUGCGACACCAUAUAAAGCCACAAAAGAGGCAGUUCUUGUUCGAUAUUAUUACUUUUCUCUCUUCAAUGUUUUUAUCGUGUUCCUAUUGGGUAUCACCUUUUUACAAUCAAUUUUCGAUGUUAUCAAUGCUCCGACAAGCAUUUUCGAGAUCUUGGCAACUAAUCUACCGCAGGGUGCGACCUUUUUUAUCAAUUAUGUGAUUUUCAACACAUGCACUCACGGACUAGAACUUGUUCAAGUUGGAUCACAAAUUUUCCUUCACAUAAUACUUACCUCCAGAUUCGUGGCCACUACUCCACCCAUUAUUCCCGGGGCCUUUCUUGUUCCACUUUUGAUAGGCACCGGUUAUUUCAAAUAUUAUUGUCACAAAACGUUUUACUCCAGAACACACUUCUUGGCUCUAGACACGAGGCUUGAUCGUACAAACGUGGAACGGAAUAGCCGUAUUGGUGAUAAUGAAGUUCAGACAGAGAAACCCAUUGAUGAAUCACCAAAAGCAUCUCACAAAAAUAAUAGUGCCACGCACCAAGUAGUGAAUUUUAAUUCUCAAGAUGCUUUGGUAAACACUGGAAUCAUAGAAUCUGGAAUGGGAAGCAUAUUUGGGAGAAAUUCUACUAAUGAUGGAUUCCACAGAUUAGAAGCAACUAUUGGCGCUGAAAGUGAAACGAGCGCAAAAUGUCCUUUUCAUAAAAACGAAGCUUCAAUAGUUGAUAAUGAGAUCGUGCAACUUAGCACUACGGCAAAUUCAUCCAAAGCCCAGAAUUCGGCCGAGAACCUUGAGCGCGAUCAAAAUUCACUCGAGAAAGAUUCUAAUAACAUCGAUGUCGAACAUGCAAGCGCAACUCUCCGGGAUCAAGAGUCUUUGAUAGCAGAUGGAAAUACUGCUACCUCCCCUCGCACAUCCGAAUCAGUAUCUCAUGAAAAAGAAUCUGGGAUUUCACAAAAAAAAUCCGAUGAUGGUAUUGCCUCAAGUAAUGUGACCAGACCGAAGAUAAAAUUAUUGAUUAUUCCUCAAAACAACACUCCGUUGGUUUCGUCUCCCGACAGUCUUAUCACUCGGAGUGCUCCCCGUUUUUCUUCGCGCGGAAACUUUCGGGAUGCGGUGCGUUCCAGCCUUGAUCAAGAUGAGGUUUCGCAAUAUCAGACAUACACUCAUCCCAAUCUUGUGAAGGCACUGAGUCGCAAACUUUGGCUACCCCUUAAUCCAUACAAAAAAAUAUGUCUUGAUGACACGGUUGAGCUAUCCCGGGCACUAACUUCCAGUGAAGGAGGUUCAAGUCUGGUUGGAUAUUGGGGUGAAGCUUCUCCAUAUUUGGGUGAGGCGAGAGUUAGUGUUUAUGGAGCUCACGAAUUUCCUAAUUCUCCAUUCCAUCAACGUGAUGCCACUGGCGGAACAAUCGGCGAACAUUGUAUCAACAAAAGGGCAACCUCGGGGUCCAUCCCUGAGGUUAUUAACGAAGGGGAUGAAGGCAAUCCACCUUAUGAUUGUGAUGGACCACUGUCUCCUGAAGAGGAAGGUGUGGUAAGCUUGAAUGAAUUUGUGAGUGGAGAGUUGGAAUCUGGUGAAUUGUCAAGCGGUGAAGAAUUCUAG
This is a messenger RNA of Acaulospora colombiana, 2292 nucleotides long. The record is from the annotation of a GenBank genome assembly. Lineage: Eukaryota; Fungi; Glomeromycota; Glomeromycetes; Diversisporales; Acaulosporaceae.